This is a messenger RNA of Porites evermanni, 9444 nucleotides long. Lineage: Eukaryota; Metazoa; Cnidaria; Anthozoa; Scleractinia; Poritidae. The record is from the annotation of a GenBank genome assembly.
AUGGCUUCCCAUGGACGUGAUCUGAGAAGAUUUGUAGAAUUUGGCCGAAAAAUUAUCGGCGUAGGGAAGAACUACAGGUUGGUGAUGUGUUGAGCAUAUAAAACAAAGUAAGAAUCACUAUUCAUUCUGUAAGACUUCCUUUGUAAAAUGUUCUUGUAGGCCAAACGGAUCACCGCAGCAACCUCCUCCUGCUCAAGACCCCUUAAUCUUUCUCAAACCGUCGUCCACGUAUCUGAGACCAGGAGGGAAAAUCAAGGUAGGUUUUAAAAUUUCCUUGGUUAGGGUUUCAUGUGUUAAAACAUAUGAACAUCAACUUACCUAAAAAUACUAAAUUCCCAGGAAAAAAUCCCGUGUACCAUAUUCCUCGAAUAAGCGCCCGGGCGAUUACUCGAGCGGGGCUCUUACUAAGUUCUCCUGUUGUAAUCAACCGUACCGUAGUCCCGUUAUACAGUUUACACACAGAUGUAUCAGUAUAAAUGUUGAAGUUGAAGCUUAUGCAUCAGUCAAUUCCAGCUGGACCCAAGUCGAGAAAGAGCUGCGAGAAAAAAGGCGAGAAAAAAGGCAGGAAAAAAGCAUAAAGGCGAGAAAAAAGUUGGGAAAAAAUCUUAAAGGCCAGAAAAAGUUGAGAAAGGAAACAUCGAGCACAAAAUUUUCAUGGCACUUACCGGGCUCUGUAGAAACAGGUUAUCUUUGUAUCCCUACCAUUUAAGAAAGUGAUGGGGGAGGGAAAGCCAGGGGAUUCUUAUAACAAGGUCUACAUCAGUCUGCAUCUACAACUUUAAUCUAUAACAGUUUCCCAUUACAUAGAUAUGGUGAGUGCUUGCUUGAUAUUUUGGCCUAGAGGGUGGGUGCUUAUGCGGGGGAAGGAACUUAUGAGAGCAUAGGCCCCUAUUCAAGGAAAUACGGUAUCCAGUGUGACAAGGCAUGUGACAUUAUCACCAUUACAUGUCAGAGAAUCCUAGCCACCAUCAUUACACUUUUACAUUUCUUGCACUGCAGUGGAUAUCAUCUGAGGUUUGUAAAGCAAUAUCCUUUGCUUCUUGUGUACAAUGAGGGGGGAAUUGAUAUUCUGUAUUAGCUGGGGUGAGUAAUAUGACUCUUGUUUUCGUAAAACUGGGGCUUAAAAAGGAUAGGAGGAUAAACUGAGGAACGAAAACAUUUAUUGGAAUCUCGCUAUCCUCAUAAAUUUCUUGGAUUUCCAAAUCUUACAUCCCCAAAUCCAUUGUCCUAUUGGUAGUUAUAUAUGUGUUAAUACCAAGUGUGAGGUCAAAGAUGGCUGGAUAAUGGCCAAGUUAAUUUGUUUGGGAGGGAGGUAUUAUGAUGGACUGAGACAAAUGCAAGGGCAACAAAAUUGUAAAAAAAAAAUAUAAGGCUAAUAUCCAGUCAUCUCAACCAAACAAGCUUGGUCAAUAAAGGAUUUAUCAUAUGGCCAAGAGAACUUUUCCUUCAAAAUCCUGAAUUCCAGCUUUCAAAUGAGGCAAAUUUUCCCCUGAGAACAGUCUUAUAUCUACACUGUGCAAAAUGUGGGUUGCCUUUUGACUCUUUGUAGAUGUAAGCAUGCCUCCGAAUUGAGUGUGUCCCUAGAUCUCCUUUGAUCCUUCAGAACCUUAAAAUACAAAGUCCAUUUUCAUGGUCUAUUUUUUUUGGACUUUGUUGCAUUUACAUUUUCAUUGCUUUGACAGAUUCCUGUAGGCCGUGAUCACAUCCACCAUGAAGUGGAACUUGGUGUUGUUAUUGGUAAAACAGGACUGAACAUUUCUCAGGCACAGGCUAUGGACUAUGUUGGGGGAUAUGCCCUGGCUUUAGACAUGACUGAUCUUGACUUAAUUUUCAAAAGGGUAAGCUUUCCUAUUACUUAAGGAUGCUUGCAGCUGUGUGCAUUGGUUUCUUUCAAUGGUUUCUAACUAAAGGGACAAGCUGACAAGAGUGUGUUCUUUUUGUAUUUUUUGUUCUUCUGAAAUUUAAAAUUAGCCUAUUUAUUAGCCAAUUAUAGGUAGAAUUUACACACCUUCAUUGUUUGAACUUUGUUGUGCUCCCAAAGCUUGAUUGCUUUAUCAUUAUUCACAUUUACAACUAUUAAGUUAUUGUAGGAAUAAUUUGUCAGCCUUUAUUAGAAAUGUACUUGUGGACUUGGAAUUUUGAAAAAAAAAAUUCAAUUUUUGAUCCUAAUAAAUCUAUACAGCCCUUUUUAAUGGUUUAGUUCGAUCCUCCUGAGUUCUUCCAGGCAAUUUCCCAACAUUUUCUUAUUUCAAACAUUUAUCAUUAUUUUACUUAUUUAUCACCUUAGGAGGUACUGUCUUUUAAGGGCCAAGGCUACUUUUGCAAAUCCUCAUACACUGAAAAUGUUAGUGAGAGUCCUGCUGGUUGUUAAGAAGAUUUAUUUUCUCUAAAUAUUGAUCUACAGGAUGCCUCAUCUCCUAUCACUUAUCCAUGGGCUCUUGCAAAAGGUUUUGACACUGCGACACCUGUGGGUGACUUCAUACCUAAAGAUGAUAUUCCAAACCCUGAUAAUGUACGACUAUGGCUAAAGGUGGAUGGUGAAAUGAGACAAGAUGGAAAUACCCAGGAUAUGAUUUAUAAAAUUCCUCAUUUAAUUAGUUUUGUUAGUCAAUACAUGACCCUGGAGGAAGGGGAUUUUAUUCUUACAGGGACUCCAGAGGGAGGUGCGGCUGUCCAAAGAGGCCAGGAGAUAGUAUGUGGUCUUGGGGAUAAAACUGAGCUAAAAUUUCCUAUUUCUCAGUAGAUGUGUUGCUAAACUAUGAGGGCCCCACUGAAAACCGCCUUGGCGAGUUGGGCUCCCUCUAUAAAUAUUAUUAUUAUUAUUAUUAUUAUUAUUAUUAUUAUUAAACUAAAAUUGAAAGCACCAAGGCCUUCCUGUUAGGCUUAAUGUGUAGAGCAUAUUUUUAAUCACAAAUAACAACCAUUCUUUGUUUUUCUUAACCAAUUUGCCAAUAACUGAAUUUUUCACCAAAAGAUGUCUUUCUAAGUAGUUAAAUGAGUGGCUCACAAAAGAAGAUACAAGAGAGAGGGAUUGGAAAUUUUCAACCAACUGUAUGUAUUUCCCUUUGUGCAAAUGAAAAUCCUUCAGUGAUCAUUGCAAGUUCCCCUUUCCUCAACUCUUUGCCUCUCCAUUGUGAGUUCUUUCCAGCUCACUUUGCUCACCACUCAAAAUGGAGAGCUUGAUUGCAGGCUAGACAAAAGGAAUGAAAACUAUUCAAAUCACAAAUCAUCACUUUUCAAACCUCUCAUUGUAUGAGAGGUAUGCCAUUGUGUUACCUUGGAUCCACGUAUGUGUGCCAUAUUUUACUAUCAUCCAUGUUACAUGAAUUUCUCUGAGUUAGGAAACUUUUAAUGUAUAACAUUUUACUACUAGGGGUACAUAGACUGUUUUAUUUAGGAACUAAUUCUUGGUUAACAGGGGAAGCAGCUAAUAACACGCAAAGCUGGCAGUUUUGUUUGUUGAGUGUGCAACUGAGUUGCAAAGCCACAAGGAGAAUUAUGGUGCACAGCUUUACUGCUCUUACACAUGUCACAUGUUUCCACAGCUUUUUUCCCCGUCUUACCAAACAAACCACCAACUAAGCAGGCUACUCACUGAUGUUCAGUCAUCAAAUGAUUCUGAUUUAAUCAGAAUCAAAGCUGAAACUUAAGCUAAAACAUACUUUUUAUAGGAAAUAUCUGUUCAGAGUUAUAGUAUUUGUUUUACAAUUUCUAAAAUAACUCAACAUACUUGAAUUAAAACCAUCGGUUUUCAAACUAAGUUUGAGCUUUACUAUUACUUUUUUUUUUGUUUGUUUUGCAAAAACAUCAGAGUAUCCACAUUUUAAUUCAUAUGGGUAUGCAAAUCCGCCAAUCCGUUAUGAUUUAUUAACCAAAUCCGCCUUUCCAUUUUCGCCCUGAAUCCGAAAUCCGGGCAAAAAUAUUUUAAUUACACGCAGAGUCCAAAAUCCGGGCCAAAAAUAGAUGAAUCGGCAAUCCGCUGCAAUUAUAGGAUCCGGAAAUCCUUUAAAAGCUCGCUUUGAAUCCGAAAUCCGGGCAAAAAUAUUUUCAAAAUCCGCCAAUCCGUUCUCCUAUUCAGCCCGCUCCUUGGCCAUGAUUUCCAUUAUAUUUAUAUGAAGACUGGACAGAUUCAUGUCAUGUAUGCAUAAUACAAUGUAUGGAACAGUGCGGAAAUCUUACCCUCACUUGUGAUGAGAUCAAAAGUUUACAUUUGAACAGGUUUUCAAGGCGUGUUUAUGUAAACUCUAGUGUUAUUUUUUAGGUAUAGACCUCAAACCAAGAGAAACCUAUGGACGUGAAUCCUUGAAUCAGUAACUGUCAGCUGAAUUGUAGUAGCCCAAAGCAUCAUCUUUUUCCAAUAAAUUCCGUAACCAGAAUGCCCCCGUAAAUACAAAUUCCUGAUUUUUACUUCAAUGUUUCGUCAAGUUUUAAACCCUGCCAACGCUAUAAAUUCGUUUGUGAAGUCCUUGUUUCCAUUUUUUGAUUUAGAUUGUGCACAAAAACACAGGUCCCGAUUGUGCUUAGACACGGCUAUAUUUUUUACGGUUAAUUAACCAUUAUUACGUGUAUUGCUAAUAUCCGCUUCGGAAAAAAAAAAACGAGCAAACAAACACAAACAAAUUCAUAUGCGGUAUUGACCAAGCUUGGUACUGGCUAAGUUUUUUGCGUUUUUCUGAGGGACCGGAACGAAGUAAAGGUCCAUCAAAACGCAAAAAAUAACAGUGGUUUAUUAUACGGCCAAAAUGAAAUUUUCCUUGCAGGAACAAAGCAAGAAAUCCCGAGUGGGCAAGAUAGGCCUAUCUUCCCCGCUCACAGAACACGACCAAGUGAUUUGAUGAACAUUCUAAUGGAAAAAAAGAUCACAUUUUUCAACUGCGGUUGAUUUGAUUUUCAACAUUAUUCACUGGAAUUGAAGUUUUCUUUCGAAUUGUUCACUUUUUCUUCAUUGAUAUUUGCUGUAAAUCACAUUGUUCAAAAUCGUUGCUCAGAAAGGCAAAAUGUUUUUCUGUGUUGAGCAGGUUCGCCUGGAGUUCUAACCCAUUACCCUUUUAUAUACUCUACCAUUGUUUGACAAAAAAGGUACUCCUUUCGGAAAACCUUCUAUUGAAAAAUGCUGCCCCUCUAUCUUACCUGCUAACAAUAAGUCUACUUUUAAUGAAUUAAAAUGACGUAAGGCGGGUAUGUUCGAAAUAUUUUGAUUAAAGGCCCUAAAUGGCUGAUUUUCCUUCCAGCUAACCCUUUCACGUACCUCAACUCGUUAAGGUAUCACUUUGGGCGGAGCCACCCCAUGUACGCCAUUAUGGGAAGUACCCUCCACAGGCAUCCAAAAUUCACUAAGCGAGCGCUUGUUAAAAAUUAAUACUUCUGGCAACGCUGCUUAACGAAGCGAUUUAUAGGGUUCAUAUGGGAACAGUAAAAAUUCGAAAAAACUAGCCUUAUCUUAGCUUUAUUUCGUAUCAGGAACAGGAAGUUUGGGAAGUGAGGUAGGAACGCGUGACGAGCCUCUACUAAGAACGUCUGCGUUGGACCAAGAGGCUAAUCAACCUCGUCCCCAGGGCUUUCCCCUCAAAAAAUGGGUAAUAGAGUACCGAAGUGAUGACGUCAUAAAAAUGAAAUUUGCGAAAUUAUGGGCUUUGUUAAGAUAUUCUGAAAGAACAACGUCCAAGACACCUACUCGCCAAAAAUUAGCAAUUAGGGGCAAAUUGUCUCUGAGAUAUUAGCCCAGUUAUGCUCUGACGAUUCCAUACAAAUCCUUCUAAAUUUGGCUUGGUUCAUAAGAUUAGGAACCAGGUAAGAUUUAGAAGGAUUUGUAUGGAGUCAUCGGAGCAUAACUGGGNUUUAUUUCGUAUCAGGAACAGGAAGUUUGGGAAGUGAGGUAGGAACGCGUGACGAGCCUCUACUAAGAACGUCUGCGUUGGACCAAGAGGCUAAUCAACCUCGUCCCCAGGGCUUUCCCCUCAAAAAAUGGGUAAUAGAGUACCGAAGUGAUGACGUCAUAAAAAUGAAAUUUGCGAAAUUAUGGGCUUUGUUAAGAUAUUCUGAAAGAACAACGUCCAAGACACCUACUCGCCAAAAAUUAGCAAUUAGGGGCAAAUUGUCUCUGAGAUAUUAGCCCAGUUAUGCUCUGACGAUUCCAUACAAAUCCUUCUAAAUUUGGCUUGGUUCAUAAGAUUAGGAACCAGGUAAGAUUUAGAAGGAUUUGUAUGGAGUCAUCGGAGCAUAACUGGGCUAAUAUCUCAGAGACAAUUUGCCCCAAAUUGCUAAUUUUUGGCGAGUAGGCGUCUUGGACGUUGUUCUCUCAGAAUAUCUUAACAAAUCCCAUAAUUUCACAAAUUUCAUUUUCUAUGACGUCACACUUCGGUACUCUAUAGUUGCCAAGUACUGCCGGGACAUUCGUUUUCCCGUACACUUUUAAUUUAGGCGGUCCCCUUUCACCGGCCACAUAGACACGGACAGUACUAAUCUCGUACCCAGAUCUCCCACGGCCAAGAGAUUAGGAUAGUACAAGACUUUCCAUUGGGUAACGCUGUGUAAAAUAAAAGGCUCUUUUUGAUUGGUCCACCAUGUCCACCGAAUCCAAAAUGGCGGCCACACGCGAUCUUCGAAGAUUUACGGAGUUUGGGCGGAAGAUAAUAGGAGUUGGUAGAAAUUUCAGGUUUGGAAGUGAACUUUUGGACGUAGUAUUCCAGUUAGUUUUAAGUUUAAACUGUUGUCAUUCACGGCGUUCUUUCCAGGGAGCACGCAGCAGAGUUAGGAAACCCAGUACCAAAAACUCCCUUGAUCUUUUUGAAACCACCAUCGAGCUAUCUGCAGCAAGGAGGCAAAAUCAAGGUAAAUCUUAUUUCAACAAUAUCAUUCAGCGUAAAGAUCAAGACGUGUCUCGUAUAAUUUCUUAGCGUCACCUUCAUACCCAGCAGCCGUGGUUCGACAGCCCCUUUCCGGAGCCGCGCGGGACCCAAACUUGUAGCGAUACCCCACGAAAUGUAAAAAUACCCAAAAGUUUUAAAAGAACAAAAAUAGUAAAGUAAAGAGCAGGUGUAGAAAGCGAAAGUAUGUCUACUUAAACCUGCUAUUUGAAAUAUACCGAAUCAAAUCCCCAUCUCAAUCACCCCUUCCCCUAAGAAAAGGGGAUGGUAGCAGUGGCGAAUCCAGACCUACAGAUAAGGGGGGGGGGGCGGACAUUUAGACCCUGAGAUAAGGGGGAGUCCGGUCUAAAAAUAAGCGGGGGCAGGCCCCUCCCCUGGACCUGACACUGGGUCGUUUAUGGCUCAGUCAAUUCUCAACAUGCCCAUCCCCCCAGGCAUUUGACAUUUUGUUCUGGAAAAGCUGCAAAUGCCCCACGGUGGGGCUUAAAAGUAGGAUGCAAAUGCCACACCCCGGGACAACACCAAAAUUGAAAUUUCCAGUAAAUAAGCUGCAAAUACCAUAUUUAUAGGAAAUUUCUAUCAAUCUGAUCAAAAUGCAUGAAGCGCCCUACGCAAGUCGUUCCUGGCCACUGGAUAUAUUUAUUGCAAAAAAGAUUACAUCCAUCUGAUUAAUAUCAAUAACAGAACUAUAAACUAGAAUUUUACAUAAUACCCAGGGACCGCGGAGCAAGGUGAAAAGUGGGAGGGCUGACAAUUAAAAAUAAUUUUUUCUAAUAAACGACCAACAUACACUGUCAGUUCAGAUUCAAUGCAAGAAAAGACUCGAUUAGAAUUUUAGUAUAGAAAAUACUACACUGAAGUGAUCUGAAAAAUUUCUAACUAUGGCAGUUCACUGUUCAAGUAAUGUAAUUCUUCUUGCCAUCGAAUAUUUCAUUGAUACGAGAGGAGAAAGACAAAAUAUAAAACUUUUAUCAACUCAAAACAACUACUCACCUUCGUUUGGCUUGAAAAAGCUAGUAAUUUUCUUCAUUUUGUCUGAUAAAACUGCUAAAAAACUUGCCGGAGCUGGAAGUACAAAACACGCUGCCGAACGAAGCGAAGGGGUGGCCAAGGCAUGGCGUUUGAUCAAGGGGCAAGUCGGCCCCUGAGCACAAUUACCGCGAAAAGCACAGGAGUCCCACAAAAUGCCUGGCGUUUGAAAUUAAAGAAAAUACAGAGAAUAUAGCGGAAUAUAGACGGAAAAAACUUGUUUCAAGUCUUUUUUUUAUUUUUUAGCACAAAAAGUGGGGGCGGGGGCGCAAAAAAGUGGUGGGGCCGUGGCCCUACCAGGCCCUCCCCCUCCGCGGUCCCUGAUACCUUUCUUUUUUUCAAAGACGUUUAACAAAGUGAAGGAUGAGCUUAACAUGGGUAUUUUCUCAUCAAGAUGGAACUGUUUCGUCAGUGUAUUAAUAUUAUUGUCGCAUUGAUCACUCAAUACAGGAAAUUUAUAUCUCGCAAAGUUUUUCUAGGCCUUUCUGCCUCAACCAUAAUUUUAUGCACAAAAAAAUGUCUUUUCCUUUAAACUCUUCAAACGAUAUAUUGAUCAUUUUUCCUUCAUGUGAAAACUGAUCACGAUGGCGGGAAGCAAUUUCUUAGAUGGAUGCAAAAAUAUUGUUGGAUAGGGAACUGAUGGAGUGAAAACCAUGCAGAUCUCUUUAAAGCAAAACUAUUAAAAAAAUUCUUUAUAGAAAUAUCUAAAGCUAUCUAAAUAGGCACAUUUCUAAGUGAAAUAUCAAAGAAGGAAUGAGGUUAACUCCUGGAAGAAUUGACAAAUGCCCCACCCUUGGGCAGAGGUUUUCUGACAAAUUCCCCACUGCCAGGACUGGCAAGAUGACAAAUGUCCAACAAAUGCCUAAGGGGGGGGAUGAGCAUGCUUUGAAUUGACUCAGCCAUUAUUACCUGUGAGGAGGGGAGGGGAGCUGCCAUUUUGAGAAAGCUUAGGAGAUUUUCAAACUGACCCCCUGACUUUUAAGAAAUGAUUCCCCGUGUAUUUUAACUUAUGAAGAUGUAUAAGUCCAGCGCUUAUAAGCGUUAGCUUACACUACUUUAUUUUCAGGUUCCUCCAGGGUGUAAGAAGCUACAUCAUGAAGUAGAACUUGGUGUUGUGAUUGGUAAAACAGCCACAUCUGUUUCUGAAACAAAUGCAAUGGAUCAUGUCGGUGGAUAUGCACUUGCUCUUGACAUGACUGCCAGAGAUAUUCAAGAUGCUGCCAAGAAACUUGGCUGGCCAUGGACAUUUGCUAAAGGAUUUGAUACUGCAUUACCCAUCAGUGAUUUCAUCCCAAAGGCAGAGAUAGCGAACCCUGAUAAUGUUCACUUGUGGCUGAAAGUUGAUGGUGAAUUAAGACAGGAUGGCAAUACACAGGAUUUCAUCUUCAAGAUCCCUCAGCUGAUAAGUUACAUCAGUCAGAGCAUCACACUAGAAGAAGGAGACCUUAUUUUGACGGGAACCCCAGAAGGUGUUUCACCAGUCGAGCCUGGUCAAACAAUAGUGUGUGGUCUAGCUGAUAAACUUGAAAUGACAUUUCCUGUGAUAUAA